AUGAAAAGUAGGGAGCGGAUCACCGGCGAUCGCUUCAAACUCCGUUGCCUCCGUUGGUGGACAGUUGCUGCGGCAUUGCGUGAGGACGCAGCAGUGCAGAGCGCCGACUUCUUGGCAAAGCAGCCGGAUGCGGAAACGGUCAUUCAGAAGGAGCUCCACAAGGCAAGAGACUGGGCCGCGCAGGCCCAGGCCUACUCCAAGCACGCUCAGCAGACGGCUGCAGAGAUGAGGAAGCUGCCACAGGAGGCGGCUGCCUCCGUUGGCAAGGCAGUUGAGGAGGAGGUCCAGAAGGAAGCCUACAUGGCCGCAGAAAGAAGAGCUGCAGGGCCAGUCGAGUCUGAGCAGGCACAAGCUGAGCGCCUGGCUGCAAAGCAAGUCGCUGCAGCUGAGCCAUACAAGCAAGCCGUCGAGCGAGCUCGGCAGAAUGUGCAGCUGUCCCUUGCGCACUCUCAGGCGGCCGCCAAUGCCGUCGACCGACUUGCUGAGGAGUCGCAGGCCAUGGCGCGCAAAGCGCAGGCCUUGCAGGAUGAAGGGGCCGCCCUGCCAGCACAGCAGGCAAUGCUGAAGGCACAUCAGCGGAUGAAGCAGUCGAUGGACAUGCGCUACUGGGUGAAGAAGUUCUACAAAGAUGCCUCUCAGUGGAAUGAUGCCAUUGGCCCCUUUCAGCAGCAGCAGCAGAUGGCCGUGAGCGCCGUGAGCUCGGGCUCUGCCCCGGCGCCCGAGCUGCCUCCGCUGCCCCGAUGA
Symbiodinium sp. CCMP2592 is the source of this 744-nucleotide messenger RNA. NCBI's taxonomy places the organism in Eukaryota, Dinophyceae, Suessiales, Symbiodiniaceae. The record is from the annotation of a GenBank genome assembly.